AUGAAAUGUAAUAACAAUCACAAUAAUAAUAAUAAUAAUAAUAAUAAUAAUAACUAUUACAAUGAUAAAUUGUUUUUUAGAGUAUGGAGAUCAAUUAUUAUUCGAAAAAAUAUUUUUUAUUUUUUAAACAGUACCUCCAAAAACUGCAGCUACAAUGGGACAACUAAUUUCAGGGAAAUGGCCCAAAAUAAUAAUUUCGAAAUGAUUUUGGAUAAAUUAAAAUCAAAUCACUUUAUAUAUUUCGAUUAUAGCGGUUCUAAAUUAUUACACAAAUUAUUAAACCAUAAUUCAAAUAUAUACAGUAAUCAAAUAAAUGAAAUUUAUAAAUUAUUAAAUCAAAAAAAUUAUUUUAUAACAAAUCAUUAUUUUAAUAAUUUUAAUAAUUUUAGUUAUUUAAAUUUUAAUAAUUGUGGUUUUAAUAAUAAUAAUAAUAAUAAUAAUAAUAAUGAUGAUAACAAUACCAUUGUCAAUAAUAAUAAAUUAAUAAACUCUAAAAUAAAUCAAUAUUAUAAACUAUAUACUUUAAUAGAAAUUGAAUUAAAAAAGUUAAAUAAUAAUAUUAAAAAAAUUCAAAGUUUUUAUAAAAUAAUAAUAAAAAAUUAUAACGAUUGUUUAAACAAUAAUAAUAAUUAUUAUUAUUAUAAUAAUAAAGAUAAUGAUUUAGUUCAACCAAAGAAAAAAAUAAAAUUAAACCAAAAUAAUAUUUUUAAAGAAAAAUUAAAUGAAAAUGAUAUUAAAAAUCAAAUUUAUUCAAACGAAUUGGUACCAAUAUUUACAAAUUUAAAUUUAAAUAGUUUUUUAAUACCUUUAACUAACGAAAAGGUCAGUUUUUUUCAAGAGGAGUUGGGAAUAUACAUUGGUCCAAUAAUGAACAAUAGAAAUAACAAAUAUUUUGGUGGCGAUAUUGAAAUAGAAUGUUUAUUUAACAAAAAGGUGUUAGAUGAGUGCAUAGAUAUUUUGCUAACUGAUAGAGAAAAUAGUAUAUCAUUAAUAAAAUACUAUACAAAUAAUAUUCAACACGCAACUAUAUUUAUACUUUCUCAAAUAAAGAGGUCUAGAGGUUUAAUAUAUCAACCCAGUUAUCUUAAAUUCAUAGAAUACAUAAAGAACAAUAGAAAUACAUUGGAUCUCGAGUCAUUAGUAUCUUCUGGCGAAUUGUAUUUAAUUAGUGGGGUCAGUAAUACUAAAAUGUCGAGCAGAGUUCUAUUCUUUGGUAACUAUUACAUCUACCACUGUUUAUUAAAAGAAAAUUUCAAACAAAUCGAAGUAAACGUUUUCAAUUGGAUCACCGACUCGUACAUAAACUUAUCAUUAAUUUUAGGAUUUUCAGUUUUCAAAAAAUCAAUUUCAUCAUUCAAAUUUUUCUUGAAACUCUUUGAAAGAAAAAAAAUAUUUUAUAAUACAAACGAUUAUUUCGAAGAUGUUGUAGAAGAAACGGAAAUGGCUAAUCAAAAAUCAAUUUUAUAUUUUGACAAUAUAUUUUUAAGUAAUUUAGAACCAGAAGUAAUUUCAUUUAUUUUUAAAAUUAUUAUAGUUUAUCACAGUUCAGAUUAUUUAGAAUGGUUGUUAAAUUCAAGCACACAAACAAAAGAAAAAUAUCACAAUUUUAUAAACACCAACUUCAGUACUUUAUUAGGCUACCACUUACAACAAAGAGAUGAUAUAAACAACAAGCAGCCAAACGAUGCCAAUGUAAAAAAGAUUUUAGUGUUAUUUGAACAUUUGUUUUUUAAAAAUCAAAAAGUCAUAGAUCUAGAUAUACCAUUAGCUCAAAUUCACCAAUUAUUUAUUCAACUCCUCAAAAAAUAUAAUGGAGAAAAUACAGUUUUCAAAGAAACACAACAUUGUUUUAUUAUUUCACUCUAUAAAAAAACCCUACAUUUAGAUUCAAACAACUUAAUAGAUAUUUAUAAUCAACUAAAUAAAUUAGAUAAUAACAAUACAAUUAAACAAAUAAUUAAUAAAACGAAAUAUAAUGGACCCAAUAUUUUUAUAAAAAACAUUCUAAAUUCAGUAAUAAAUAAAGAUAGUAAUUCAAUAUACAAAAUAAUAAAUUUUCUAAAUAACAACAGUAGCAGCAAUAAUAAUAAUAUCAAAUUUGGUUUUAUAGAUGACAGUUUUAAUUAUAAAUUAUUAUUUAAUAAUUUAGUAUCAAUAGAAAAAUUAUCAUUAAAAACAUUUGUUAAAAAAUCGGUAAAAAAAGGAUUGGUUUCUAGAAAUAAUGCUAUGCAGCUAAUAGAAUCAACAACAAAUAUAAAACUUUUAAAGAGUUUUAAAAAAAAAAAUUUAAUACCCAUAAAGUUUCAUUUAAAGGAUUAUUUUGAAGAGAAUCAAACUGAAUAUAAACUCCAGCAAGAUAGUUACGAACAACUUAAAACAACAUUAGGCGACAUUUGCAAUUUCAAAAAUAAAUCUCAAGAUUGGUACCAGUCCUUAGAAUACCCUUUUACUUAUCAUUCUGCUCCAAUUGGUCAGCUACCUGUAAUUCAAAUUAAUGCAAAAGGGAAUGAAAAAGAAAAGGAGGAAGAAAUAACCUUUGAAGAGCUAUUAAAAAAAGGAUACGACUAUUUAAUAGACUAUAUAGAAAAGAAUGGAAUCAAUCAAAUCAAAUCUAUACCUAGCUUGGAUCAGUUUACACUUUUAAGAAAUAUUUCAAUAGAAUGGUUCAUGCGUCUAUAUGAGCCAUUAAUUAAAUAUUAUUUCAAUGAUAAAACCGAAUGUUUAUUGAUACUACUUGUCAGUCAUAGAAAUUUAGAAAUAUUUCAAUUCUUGUGGGACCAUCAUUUAAAUAGCAAAGAGAAAAAAGAGAAAUUCCUCAUCUACCUUUUCUUUAACGUUUUCAAUUGGAUCGAAUCAAUACCACAAACUAAUCAACUCAUUGAAUAUAUUCUUAAAGAAAAUCAAGGUUAUAUUUUAAAUUUAAAUUUAGAUGAUCAAGACAUUCAAAUUAUUCACAAAAUUGCCAUUUUAAAAGCACCUCUUUCAGUAUACAAAUUGAUUAGAUCCAUUUUUACCGAAUUCAAAUUCAAAAUAGAUUACGAUAUAUUCAGAUUAAUCAUAUUUAUAAAGUAUUCAAAUGGUCGUUCGUUUAUUGACUCCUAUAGUAGAUACGAUGUUGUGGAAUAUCUUUAUGAAACCAACCAAAUCGAUAAUUUAAAGGAACUUAUAGGCCAAGAAAAUUUAGAAAAUAAAAUGGUUAUUCAAGACUUUAAAGAUUCAGAUCUAACAGAUUAUAACUCAAAAGAAUAUCCUGAUGGUUUUAUAGUAGUUUCUAAAUCAAUGUUUAUUUUAAUUCAUACAAUUAUAAAAUUACAACAAUAA
Dictyostelium purpureum is the source of this 3321-nucleotide messenger RNA. RefSeq lists its product as uncharacterized. The record is from RefSeq and is a predicted model, not a curated record. The coding region runs from base 1 to 3321 and encodes 1106 amino acids. Lineage: Eukaryota; Evosea; Eumycetozoa; Dictyosteliales; Dictyosteliaceae. The transcript has a single exon.